Molecule: messenger RNA, 2922 nt
Organism: Nannizzia gypsea CBS 118893
Lineage: Eukaryota; Fungi; Ascomycota; Eurotiomycetes; Onygenales; Arthrodermataceae
Product: DNA repair protein rad16
Exons: 8
Coding region: 1-2922 (973 amino acids)
Biological process (GO): double-strand break repair via homologous recombination; nucleotide-excision repair involved in interstrand cross-link repair; double-strand break repair via single-strand annealing, removal of nonhomologous ends
Cellular component (GO): nucleotide-excision repair factor 1 complex
Molecular function (GO): single-stranded DNA binding; single-stranded DNA endonuclease activity; damaged DNA binding
Source: RefSeq, a predicted model, not a curated record
AUGUCGUCUGGACCGCCGAGUUCGUUAGUCAAGCUAUCUCUACCACUGCAAUACCAACAAGAUUUGUUGAAUGAACUGAGGUCCGAAGACGAACUGGUGGUAUUAGCCCAGGGUCUCGGCUUGCUCAGGAUAAUAACCAACUUGCUCCAUACUUAUGAUGCAGCAGGGAAUAAUUUGAUUGUCUUAGUUGGGGCUACCGAUCGUGAGAAUGAAUGGAUUGGCGAAGCACUGGCGGAACAUUAUGCUGUCAGCAAAUCACCUUUGGCCAGGGGCCUCAAGGUCAUUAACACUGAUCGAGCUACUGUUUCCACAAGGCAUAAAAUGUACUCCGAAGGAGGUAUCAUCAGCGUGACCUCUCGGAUAUUGGUUGUUGACUUACUUUCCCGACUUCUUGAUUCAAAACUUAUCACUGGCAUGAUCAUUCUUCAUGCUGAAAAGCAGUACAACAAGGAUGGAAUGCUCAAAGCGUUCUCAGACUCCCCAGAACCCUUCACAACUGGAUUUGCGCCAUUAUCAAAUAUGCUACGGAACCUGUUUCUUCAAAAGACGUCCUUAUGGCCAAGAUUUCAAGUUACUGUUGCGGAAUCCCUAGAAGGCCAUAGGAAAGCCGAAGUUAUCGAACUUGAGGUACCAAUGACCGAUAAAAUGAAAGAAAUACAAAACGCAGUAUUAGAAUGCGUUGAAGUGAAUAUAAGAGAACUUAAAAGAGCCAAUACAGGCCUUGAUAUUGGGGAUGAUUGGACGGUAGACAGCGCGCUUCACAAAAAUUUUGAUGUCGCCAUUCGUCGACAGUUGGACCCAGUGUGGCAUCGUGUCUCUUUUAGGACGAGACAGAUUGCCAGUGAUCUCACGGUUCUUCGGUCUAUUCUCCAUUCUCUACUGACAUUCGACGCCGUUUCGCUGAACAAAUACCUUGACACUGUAAUAAGUGCCCAUUCGGCUCCUGCAGGGUCUACAAAACAAAACUACUCGCCCUGGUUAUUCCUUGAAGCUGCACAUGUACUUUUUGAUACCGCAAAAUCACGAGUAUAUAAAAAGAAGGCUUCAGAUAAGACCAACAUAUCUUCCUCUGACAUCUUCAAUGGCCUUGAACCAAUUUUGGAAGAGCAGCCUAAGUGGGCUGUGCUUGCUGAGGUAUUGGAAGAAAUUGAGCAGGAUACAUAUUUAAAUUCCGCGGGCCCUGGUUCCUCCAAUAAUGCUAUCCUUAUCAUGUGCAGCGACCAACAAACCUGCAGACAAGUCCGUGAAUAUCUUUCCACCAUGCAUAAAAAGGAAAAAUCUUUUGGCAUGGAUGAGGGUAAUGAACGCGAAGCUACACCUGAUGAAGAUGACCAUAAGCCAUCUGCAGGUGUUAUGAUGCGAAGGAAACUUCGAGAAUAUCUCGUUUGGAAACGGAACCUCUCAAAUGUGAACAACCAUUUAUAUGACGUUAAGCCCAAAGCGAAGGGCAUUGUUGAGGUACCGGGCUUUACAUCAAUCAGCAGCGCCGCGCCCCAAGGCCAUUCGGGAAGAGGGCCCCCAAAUAAAAGACGGCGAGUCCGUGGCGGUAGUUCUGCUGCUAGCACUUCUACAUCUGGAAGACCGGCUCAUGGAAGCGUUCAGAUAGACACUGAGGACUUCACCGAGGCACCAAAUCUUUCAGAAGAAGCCAUCCAACAAGCGAUAUUAGAAGAAGUUCAGCACAUCACUCUGGAAGAUGAUCUUGAAGAUAUGGAUAAAUAUUAUGAGCUUUAUGACGUGAAUGACUUGUUAGUUGUUCACCAUUACGAUGGAGAUAUGGACGAGCACGUCCUUGAGGAAUUAAGGCCAAGGUACAUCAUUAUGUAUGAACCUGAUGCAGCUUUUAUUCGGCGGGUUGAAGUGUAUCGCAGCUCCCACCAGGAGAGAAAUGUACGGGUUUAUUUCAUGUACUACGGUGAAUCUGUGGAGGAGCAGAGAUAUUUGAGCGCCGUUCGGCGCGAGAAGGACGCUUUCACAAAGCUGAUUCACGAAAGGGGGACAAUGGCCAUGAAGUUGGUCCAUGACAAGGGCCUUGAGGAUCCUCAAGAACAAUUCCUACGGACAGUGAACACCAGGAUUGCUGGUGGUGGUCGGCUUGCGGCCACGGCGGCACCUCCAACAGUCGUUGUGGAUGUUCGAGAAUUUCGAAGCGCUCUUCCAUCAUUACUACAUGGGCGCAGCAUGGUUGUGGUCCCAUGCCAACUGACUGUGGGAGACUAUAUCAUCACUCCAGACAUCUGUGUCGAGCGUAAGUCUGUACGGGAUUUGAUAAGCUCCCUGAAAAACGGACGGUUAUACACACAGGCAGAAACAAUGCUUCAGCACUACUCCCAACCGAUGCUCCUAAUAGAGUUUGACCAAAACAAGGCCUUCACGUUCGACGCGUUUACCUCUUCUGCCACUCCAACGUCCUUCGUAGCGGACAAUGCUACCAGCUUUGGCUCUGGCAACAUGAUUAACCCAACAAACCCUAGGUCAGCACAGCAUCUACUGGUGUUACUUACUCUCGCAUUUCCUCGAUUGAAGAUAAUCUGGUCGUCUUCACCCUACCAGACGGCCGAGAUAUUUGCAGAGUUAAAGAAGAACAACUCAGAGCCAGAUCCGAUUAGGGCUGUUCAAGUCGGACUCGAUUUCAAUAUAUCCGGAUUAGAUACGUCCGAUGGCCAGCCUGCAGAUAUGAUUCCCGCUGCAGGAAUAGAGCACCGAGUAUUCUCCCUCCUACCCCAAGACAUGAUACGAGCCGUUCCAGGGGUAGAGCCAAAAACGCUUGAGCGCCUUAUUCUAGAGACGAAGAACAUUCAUGAGGUAGCCAACAUGAGUGUCGAGCAACUUGAGCCACUCGUGGGAAAGGAAGCUGCAAGAAAAAUAUUCAAAUUCUUCACCCGGAGCGUAUUUGACGCAGAGACGGUGUAUGAGUCUUGA